Apis cerana (Asiatic honeybee) is the source of this 1214-nucleotide messenger RNA. RefSeq names its product zinc finger protein 808-like. NCBI's taxonomy places the organism in Eukaryota, Metazoa, Arthropoda, Insecta, Hymenoptera, Apidae. The record is from RefSeq and is a predicted model, not a curated record.
AUGUUCGCUAUGUUCGCUGCAAAUCUCUCAAGAAUAUCGAGAGUAUGGAACGUACAAGGUUAUGUUGCUGAUUACGGCUCCGUCGAUGGUCUUCAACUCCCUCCAGAAUUCGAUAAGUUUAAGGUAACCGCGGCUGCACAAUCCAUGUUGAAUUGUCACAAGCGACACAUGUGCGGUUUCUGCAAGAAGGUGUUCCCAUUGAAGAACUUGUUGAGGAGGCACGUGCAAUUCGGUUGUAAGAUGAAUCCGAGAAAUUCACAGUUCGCCUGCUCCUUCUGCCAGUACAAGAGCACUUACAAGGCGAACAUGGAAAGACACGUGCGAAAUGUUCACGAUACAGGCGUGUUGAAAUUUCGCUGCGAUCUGUGCAACUUUCGUAGCAAUUAUUCGUUCUGCAAAAAAAAUGGUUACGUAUCGUUUCGCGAGAUUCGUGGUCGAUCCGAUCGUAUUAACCGAUCUGGUGUUGUUGUUUCAGCGUUGUUGUGGAAUUACAAGAAUGUCUACAACCUCGAGCCGGAGAACCGAGUUGCUCGAAGGAAUGAUUGGCAGCAACAACAACAGCAGCAACAACAACAGCAACAACUCCGUCAAGCUGGCAAUUUGGAUAUUCGAGAGAGAAGUUUCGUGUGCGUCGAUUGUGGGAAAGCGUACGCGGUUCACAGAUCGCUGUGGAGACAUCGAAAAUUCGAGUGCAUCAACGCCAAGCCGAAAUUCGCGUGUGACGCUUGCCCCUAUAAAAGCCCUCACAAGUGGUGCAUGGAGAAUCAUAAAAAGAAACAUCACAGCAACGUUUACAAUCGAUAGUUCGCUCGUUCGAUUCUUCGAAAAGAAGGCAAAAAAAAAAGUGGACAAGACGAUUAGAGACGAUAUUUUUAAGAGAGAAUAUUUGAAUAUCGAAUGAAUUGAACGCACGAAUGUGUAAUCGGGUCUGAUUAUUCUUUUCCUCGAAAAUUCCAUUGAAUGGUAUUUCCAUUCUCCUUCCAUUUUAAUAAAAUUUUAUUACACGAUACGAUGUGAUGGUAAGAAAAACGAAGUUCGAUUUUUGCGUGAUCGAACUCGAAAAAAAUAAUUACCAAUAAAUAUAUGCGUUUUUGUUCUAUCGAUGAUUCAUAUGUCGCAUAUAUGUCCAUUAAGGUACAUUUACAAAUUAGCGUUUCAAGCAAACCAUAUCUGUGAUAAGCUGGUCUAUCUAAAUAGCAGUAUUUAGACGAGUA